AUGUCGUCCGACCUCGCCGCCUUCCACGCCCUCCUCACCAGUCUCCACACGCCGCGCAUCCUCGCCCUCUGCGGCGCCGGCCUCUCCGCCUCCUCCGGUCUCCCCACCUUUCGCGGCGCCGGCGGGCUCUGGCGCCGCCACGACGCCACCCGCCUCGCCACCCCCGAGGCCUUCGCCGCCGACCCGGCCCUCGUCUGGCUCUUCUACGCCUACCGCCGCCACAUGGCCCUCGCCGCCCUCGCUCGCGCGGCCCCCGGCUUUCUGUGCCUGACGCAGAACGUCGACGGCCUGUCGCAGCGCGCCGGCCACCCGGCCGCCCAGCUGCGCGCUCUGCACGGCAACCUCUUCGGGCUGCGGUGUUCGGGCAAUGACCACGACAGCAGGGCCGGCAGCGGCGAGACGCAGCAGCAGCAGCAGCAGCAGCAGCAGGGAUGCGGCUACCACGAAGAAGAGAACCUCGCCGAUCCCCUCGUGCCGGCUCUGGCGCCGGCGUCGGCGGACGCCGCGCCCGGCCAGACGCUGCCGCUGCUCGACGCGGCGCACGCCCUCCCGUCCAUCGGCCGCGACGCGCUCCCCUCGUGUCCGCGGUGCUCGUCGCUGCUGCGCCCGGGCGUCGUCUGGUUCGGCGAGGCGCUCGACGACGCGGUGCUGGACUCGAUCGACGGCUGGAUCGAGGCCGAGAUGGUCGAUCUCGUUCUCGUCGUCGGCACGAGCGCGCGCGUGUUUCCUGCGGCGGCGUACGUGGAGCUCGGCCGCGCGCGGGGGGCCAGGGUUUGUGUUGUUGAUCUCGAGGUCGGGCGUGACAGGCGGGACGAUGUGGAUUUCGUCUUUGAGGGGGAUGCUGCCGUGCUCUUGCCAAGGAUGCUGGCGCCCUUGAUUGGGCCGUUGGAGGACUGA
This is a messenger RNA of Verticillium nonalfalfae, 897 nucleotides long. It is a transcript of the gene SIRT5, whose product is annotated as NAD-dependent protein deacylase sirtuin-5, mitochondrial. Gene Ontology annotation, molecular function: NAD+ binding. Bases 1 to 897 code for a protein of 298 amino acids. The record is from RefSeq and is a predicted model, not a curated record. Lineage: Eukaryota; Fungi; Ascomycota; Sordariomycetes; Glomerellales; Plectosphaerellaceae. The transcript has a single exon.